AUGCAUUAUCUUCGUACUAGUCUCUCAGGGGAGCCAGCUCAACGCAUCGCGAAUCUUACGAUCCCGGAAACGAAUUGCGGAAAGUAUUGCGGGGGCCUCCACCACUCGAUGCUCCACAACCAGACAUCGAGUCAGCCUCAACGUCCAGCUCAGCAGAGGCAACAGACCAACUCGACCCAGGAAAAGGCCGUUCCGGUGGUGACCUACACCCACGAGAACGACAUCCCCAUGGUGGUGACUGGUCACCACUCAGAUUCCGGAUCCGCUCCAGACUUCCGCCCUGGGGUCCUUCUGGCUACCAGCCUUGCGCUUUUGGUACGCCCAGAUCAGCCAGCUCAUCAGGUUCGUCUACUCAUCGAUCCAGGGUCGGAAAUCUCCGUCAUCUCAGACCAGCUCGUUCGUCAGCUUGGGCUGUUAAGGCUCAAGACACAGCUACGAAUAUCGGGGAUUGGAGACACGGCAUCUGGGCCGGCAUUAGGCAAGGUUCGGCUCACAAUACAGUCCACUUGCUCUCACUUUCAGCUCAGAGUUUCUGCCUAUGCUCUCGGCCAGCUCACAACCUCAUUACCGACAUUCUCACCAAGUCAGCUCACAUGGGAUCAUCUGGAAGGACUCCAGCUCGCUGAUCCCGAUGUUCUCACACCAGCACCAAUUGACAUCCUUCUUGGCGCUGAUGUCUAUGGACAACUCAUCUUACCACAAGUCAUCACCAAUGGACCAAACUCACCAUCGGCUCAGCUCACGCGACUUGGAUGGAUCGUAUUCGGACCAACGGAAGGUCCUGAUACUACUCAAGUAGCAACUUCUCAUCUAACGGUCACCAACGAGGAUCUCAACGAACUGCUCACCAAAUUCUGGAUCCAGGAAGAGAUCCCUGGGACACCAGAGGUUCAGCUCAACGAGGAGGAAGCGCAGUGUGAAGAACACUUUCAACGGACCCACUCACGAGAUGCAUCUGGCCGCUACAUUGUUCGGAUACCGCUCAAAUCUCCAGUUUCCUCGCUAGGAGAUUCACGAUCGUCUGCACUCGCUUGCCUCCAUCGUCUGCUCAGGAAACUCUCACGUGAUGAGGUUUAUCGUCAGCUCUACACGGACUUCCUCAGGGAAUAUGAAGAGCUCGGCCACAUGCGUCGAGUCUCCGGACAGCUCGCUAGAUCAGCUCAUCAGCGCCAGCUCAAUGGGGGGGGGGGCACGGGCACCGAAAUGACCUUAGCACAUGAGGCCUCGGCUUCAGGAGGGUUGAGGGUUUCGGGCCGUCCGUGUUCUUCUCGGGCUGACGCUCCUCCGGAAUAUUUCUUCCCUCAUCACGGAGUUCUCAGGGCGAGCAGUGAGACAACGAAGCUCAGAGUUGUUUUCAACGGCUCCAACAAGACCAGCUCAGGACGAUCGUUGAACGAGAUUAUGCCCACGGGUGAGAAGUCGCAGAAGGAUAUCUCGGAUGUACUUUUCUUUUCUCGGCGGAAACGGCUCAUUUUCAUGACGGACAUAACCAAGAUGUUUCGUCAAAUUCGGGUACAUCCGGAAGAUUGGCCACUCCAACAAAUACUCUGGACCGACUCAAACGGAGAUAUCGCCACCUAUCAACUCACCACGGUCACAUAUGGCACUAGGUCAGCUCCGUUCCUCUCAAUGCGUGUUCUUCAUCAGCUCGUUGAGGAUGAAGGAUCGAACUAUCCUCUCGCUGUGGAACCGCUCAUGAAAGGACGAUAUGUUGACGAUAUCUGCGGGGGUGCUGACUCAGAUGAAGAGCUACUCAGGACCGCUCAUCAGGUGACACAGCUCUGUCGGUUAGGAGGCUUUCUGCUAGCCAAAUGGCACUCAAAUAGCCCAGCUCUACUCACAUCUCUUCAACCUGACAGCACCUCUCAAGAACAACGAUUCAUAGAGGACUCGCUCACCAAGAUUCUAGGGGUUUCUUGGCAUCCUGGAACGGACAACUUCAAGUUCUCCGUCACUCAGCCUGAGACCAGCUCAAUAACGAAGAGAAUCAUUUUAUCGGAAACGGCUCAACUCUUCGAUCCACUGGGUUUUCUAGCGCCAGUGGUCAUACGAGCGAAGAUAUUGCUCCAGGCUCUAUGGAUCGAGAAACUGUGA
This is a messenger RNA of Diachasma alloeum, 2094 nucleotides long. RefSeq lists its product as uncharacterized. The record is from RefSeq and is a predicted model, not a curated record. The coding region runs from base 1 to 2094 and encodes 697 amino acids. The transcript has 2 exons. NCBI's taxonomy places the organism in Eukaryota, Metazoa, Arthropoda, Insecta, Hymenoptera, Braconidae. Gene Ontology annotation, molecular function: aspartic-type endopeptidase activity. Gene Ontology annotation, biological process: proteolysis.